CUCUUACACAACCGUGUCUUUUCUUCAUUCUGCCUGCAUCUACUCGCCGGUGUGUGGUAACCCUCCACGUUUCUCAUUUUUGAUUUUUUGAUCAAACAACGCUUAGGAAAUGAGUGGGGACCAUUCCCACAACGAGGACCAGAUUGACUGUGGCACUCGGGUCAAUGACUCUCACAAGCAUAAAGACAAGUACAAAGAGAAGGAACACAAACAUAAGGACCACAAGAAGGAUAAGGAACGGGAGAAAUCAAAACAUGGCAACAGCGAUCACAAAGACUCCUCUGACAAAAAACACAGAGACAAGGAGAAGGAAAAGAUGAAGCACAAAGAUGGCAGCACAGACAAAUACAAGGACAAGCACAAGGAGAAGAGGAAGGAGGAGAAGAUGAAGUCUUUUGAUGGUAAAGUCAAAAAGGAAAGAGAGAAUGGCUUUGCCAGCCCUCAACACGUGAAGUCUGAGCCUGAAGAUGACUUUUACCACUCUCCUAAACAUGAGAGGUCUCUUAAAAGAGAGAGGGAUGAUGAUAAUGACUAUGAAUUCAAGCCCAAGAAAAUAAAGACUGAAAAUGAUAAGAAGGCCAAGAAAAGGAAACAAGAUGAGGACAUUAAGUCCAAAAAAACAAAAAACAAAAAAGGAGAAGUCACUGAUGGAAAAAAGAAGGCAAAGAAAGAGCCAGAGGAGAAGUGGAAAUGGUGGGAAGAGGAGAGAUAUACAGACGGCGUCAAAUGGAAGUUUCUGGAACACAAAGGGCCGGUGUUUGCACCACCGUAUGAGUCCCUUCCUAGCCACGUCAAAUUUUACUAUGAUGGUAAAGCUAUGAAGCUCAGCCCAGAAGCAGAAGAGGUGGCCACGUUCUUUGCCAAAAUGCUCGACCAUGAGUACACCACAAAAGAUAUUUUCCGCAAAAACUUCUUCAAAGAUUGGAGGAAGGAAAUGACUGCAGAGGAAAAGGCUAAGAUCACAGACCUGAAGAAAUGCAACUUCGGUGAGAUGAACGAAUAUUUCAAGGCACAGUCUGAAGCCAGAAAGGCCAUGACAAAGGAGGAGAAACAGAAAAUAAAGGAGGAUAAUGAACGCAUCCUGCAGGAGUACGGCUUCUGCAUCAUGGACAACCACAGGGAACGUAUUGCCAACUUCCGUAUUGAGCCCCCAGGCCUAUUCCGUGGUCGUGGAGACCAUCCCAAGAUGGGCAUGCUCAAACGUCGCAUAAGGCCUCAAGACAUUAUCAUUAACUGCAGCAAGGACUCCAAGCACCCUGAGCCGCCCCCAGGCACAAAGUGGAAAGAGGUUCGUCAUGACAACAAGGUGACUUGGCUGGUGUCGUGGACGGAGAACAUUCAAGGGUCCAUCAAAUACAUCAUGCUGAACCCCAGCUCUAGGAUCAAGGGAGAGAAGGAUUGGCAGAAGUAUGAAACAGCCCGUAGACUGAAGAAAUGUGUGGACCGUAUUAGGAACCAGUACCGUGAAGACUGGAAGUCCAAGGAAAUGAGGAUCAGACAGAGGGCUGUGGCUCUCUACUUCAUUGACAAGCUGGCUCUGAGAGCGGGUAAUGAGAAGGAGGAAGGAGAGACUGCGGACACCGUUGGCUGCUGCUCACUGAGGGUUGAACACAUCAAACUCUAUCCAGAGAGUGAUGGUCAAGAGUAUGUGGUGGAGUUUGACUUCCUGGGUAAAGACUCCAUCCGCUACUACAACAAAGUCCCAGUAGAGAAAAGGGUAUUUAAGAAUCUUCAGUUGUUUAUGGAGAACAAGGAGCCUGAUGAUGACCUGUUUGAUCGCCUGAAUACGUCUAUUCUAAACAAGCACCUUCAGGAGCUGAUGGAUGGUCUCACAGCCAAAGUCUUCCGUACCUACAACGCCUCAAUCACACUGCAGCAGCAGUUGAAGGAGCUCACAAAUGUGGAGGAGAACAUUCCAGCCAAGAUCUUGUCCUACAACAGGGCCAACAGGGCUGUGGCCAUCCUGUGUAACCAUCAGAGGGCUCCACCGAAGACAUUUGAGAAGUCUAUGCAGAACCUGCAGACUAAAAUUGAUGCUAAAAGGGACCAGCUUUCUGAUGCCAAGAGAGAACUGAAGAGCGCCAAGGCUGAUGCCAAAGUACGGAAAGAUGAGAAAUCCAAAAAGACUGUGGAGACAAAAAAGAAGGCAGUUCAGAGGAUAGAGGAGCAGCUGAUGAAGCUGGAGGUGCAGGCGACUGAUCGUGAAGAGAACAAGCAGAUUGCCCUUGGCACUUCCAAGCUCAAUUAUCUGGACCCUCGCAUUUCUGUGGCCUGGUGUAAGAAGUGGGGCAUUCCCGUUGAGAAGAUCUACAACAAAACUCAGCGUGAGAAGUUUGCCUGGGCCAUCGACAUGGCAGACGAAGACUUUGAAUUUUAAAUCCCAGUUUGUGGUUUUAACUAUGAUACACUUCUUUUUUUUUUUUUUUUUUUU
Messenger RNA from Xiphias gladius (swordfish), 2431 nucleotides. RefSeq names its product DNA topoisomerase I, like (gene top1l). Lineage: Eukaryota; Metazoa; Chordata; Actinopteri; Istiophoriformes; Xiphiidae. Gene Ontology annotation, molecular function: DNA topoisomerase type I (single strand cut, ATP-independent) activity; DNA binding. The coding region runs from base 110 to 2377 and encodes 755 amino acids. The record is from RefSeq and is a predicted model, not a curated record. Gene Ontology annotation, biological process: chromosome segregation; DNA topological change; DNA replication. The transcript is spliced from 21 exons. Gene Ontology annotation, cellular component: chromosome; nucleolus.